Molecule: messenger RNA, 7451 nt
Organism: Meleagris gallopavo (turkey)
Lineage: Eukaryota; Metazoa; Chordata; Aves; Galliformes; Phasianidae
Source: RefSeq, a predicted model, not a curated record
UGUUUGCGUGGGCCUCUCCGCGUUACAUCGCUGCGCGUUACAUCGCUGCGCGUCCCGCUCCUCCCGCGCUUGUAGGGCUGAGGGAACGCUGCCGAUUCCCUCGGGGUGGUUGUAGCUGUGCUGUCACUGUCAGCCCCUUCAGUCCCCACGCAUGGCCGGUCCGCAAUCUGGGAGCUGGUGAACCGGUGACAACGUUCUGUUAGCGGUUUCUGACUUUAUUAAACAGCGGUUUAUUCUGAGCCUUUUCCUGUCCCUCAGGUUGUGUGAAGCGUUUGUGAAAUAAGCUGUUAAAGGACCAUUCUGCCGAAGCAAUGGCUUCUCAAGAAUUUACUGUGUUAUACACUCACCAAAAAAUGAAAAAAUCGAAAACAUGGCAAGAUGGAAUUCUGAGGAUUAGAUCUGGAGAAAAUAAGGCAAUCUUGCUUGAUGAUAAAGGACAAUAUUUGGAGAGUAUGUUUGUAAAAUCCCAGGUGAAUUCUGGAGAUAAUUUAGAAAGUGAACGAUAUUUGAUCAUGGUUGAAGAAGCAAAAAUGAAGGAAAAAUCUUGUGAAGGUCCACCAAGGAAAGCUGAAAUAGUAGACGUGAAUAGACGUGGUGUAAAGCCUGGAAUUCUGCCUCCAAAACAUCUGUCUGUCGGCUUAAAGAGGAAGUUUACAGGUUUCCAAGGGCCACGUCAGGUUGAAAAGAAAGUAUCAACAGCAGAAGAUGAAGAAAGAAUGGCAGUAUUGCCUAUAUCUGAGCAGAAUCAGGAUCGUUUUCCAUCCAGGUUUUAUAUUACCUCUCCCUUAUUUUCUACUAUUUACAAGAAGAAUGCAGAAACAAGCUUAUCUGCAGGCUUGCAUGAAGAUGGAGGUACAGAUAACAGAGAUCGUGUGACUCCCUCCUCAGUGGUUUCACUUCCAUUUCUUCAUACAUGUAAUGAAAUAGAGAAGAAAAAUUCUGAUCAGUCCACAGUAAAACCAGAGUCUCCUCUAAUUACUGGGCACGCCAAGUCUAAUAGUUGGACAACUGGUCAUGGGGCAGUGUCACAGAAUAUCAGGAGCACAACACAGAUCAUAGCUCUUCUGAAGUCUAAACCACAAGUCUGCAGAGAGCAAGUCUGCAGAUCUGAAGUCACAGAAUGUCAUAGAUUUCAAACACUGGAAAACAUAAAUAGUUUGUGUAACCUAAAAAGCACAACCCUGCCUGCCUUUUCUGUAAACUCUGACAAAAAGAUUGCUCAAACUAUUCAGCACUUGCCUUUUACAAAGGAAAUGGUAAAUGAUAAAAAGGAACAUUUGCUUAUAAAUUCAUCUGAACCUUGUGAUAAAGAAAUCGCAGGGCAAAGACAUGACAAAAAGGCUAAUAAUUUAAGCCAAGAUUUACAAGAUCCCUGCAGGACAAACAGUUCUGUACUAUCUGAAUCCACCAUAAACAGAGUGAGUGACAGCCUAUUUGUCUCUUCUUGUUCAGCAAGUCCAGUCACCUUUGAAAAACCUCUCUCCAGAUACAGAGAGCAUUUGGCAAUUAAUGGUCUUCAGGAUAAUUCAUCAGUCAAAUCUCAAAGUGAUCUUCAGCUGAAACAAAACUCAGAAAGAAUGCCUAGCGACUUAGAGCUCUCUGAGGAUUUAACAGUGACUGAAAAUGCAAUUGCAAAGCAAGGUUUAAGUACACAUGGCAGAGACUGUAGUCCAGACAAACAGGUGAUGGAGGUUAACUUUGACCUGUUGGGGGCUUUUGAUUUUCAUGAUAUGGACAAUGAAGAGCACUGUGAAAGAAAUAAGAAAGAGCUCACUGAAGAAGACAUGCUUUCAAAAAGUGCAGAUUGCUUAGAGGGAGAAGAUAGGGCACAAAAUACUGCAUUGAGACUUAAUUCUUGCUUUGAAGUGAUGACACACUGCAAAAAGGAAGAAAUCAAGUGUUCAACAUAUGAUAUAGAAAAUGAUGGCAAUCACUGCACUGUGCAAAUGCCAUUACAGUUUUGUAACAACGUUACAGAUACAGAGAGAAUUAUGGAAGACUCUUCAAACCAGACCAAAAUUGAAGUGGAACUUUUGGAUGACAGAAACAACUUAAAAGAGAUUAAUGGAAGCCUAGGAAGUAUUGAAGCUGUGAACAAUGAGAAGAAUCUUGGUGGCUGUGCAGCACUUACCAUUAACGGCACAUCAGGACUAAAAAGCAAGCACUUUGAUCUUUUUCCUGGUGACACAAAUGUUAAAUGUCACCCUAAAACUGGAAUGUUUGAUAAAACUGAAAAUAUUUCAUGUACUGCUUCUAGCAGUAUAAUUUCUACAGCAGAGGGAAAGACUGAAGAAGAUGUUAUACAGCUUGAAUGCACAAAAUCCCCAGAUCUUGGUUUAGAACAUUUCCGGGGAACUAAAAUUGAUUACAUCAAACCAGAUGGCCCUGUGCUGACUUUGUCACAAAACUCUGAAUCUUGCUGUGGCUCAUCCCAAUAUAUUACAGAAGAUCAUCAAAAUCUGUCUGGCAUUUUGAAUAAGGAAAGUACUUUUAUUUCCAAAAGUGCUGUCUGUCCUUUAGGGAAAGGUUGCUCAGCUUCAGAAGAAGCAGAAAUGGAUGAAACAGAGGUUGAAAACCUAGAGAGCAUGAAUACCCCUCAUGGAGCCAGCAAAGGUGAAAGAAUAGAAAUAGAAAUGGACUGCCUGAAAUCCAUGGCAAAGGCUGAAAAUUCAUCAGAUCUUCCUGACUUGGUAAACAAUAUCACUCUUCUAAGAGCUUUGUAUCAAUGUAGCACAGCACUAGACAGCUUACAAAUGAUGAAGGAAUAUAAUAGUGUGUUACAUGAAGCAGAGACUUCUGAAGAGAUACCUGAACUACUUACCAAAGACGAAGCUAUAAAAUGGUUUACAGAAAUGCCUUACUCAGAAAGUAUACAGGCAUCUUCAUGCAUUGAUUCUUCUGGCAAUUUGAAAACUGAGCUGUGUGUUCCACUGAAAGCACUGGGCCAAAGAGACCCUAGGACACCUGAAUGCCAGCAGAAGCCUGUUGAGUUUCAAGGGCACCAAAUAAAGGGAUCAGCAUCUAGUGAGACAAUGUUGAGAGCUCCCUGCUCACAGCUAGGAUGGCAGCAGUACCCAGACAAUACGGAGUUUGCAGCUGAGAGAUUUCUGUCACCUCCGUUUUCAUGCAAUUAUGUUCUUUCUGACUUCAGAGAGUCUCCAGAUUCAAGAAGUCUUCAUGAGGACAAUAUGAAUUUUAUCAGAGAAGAGAAUUUUCAAAAGAAGUUUAACAUUAAAGACUCAGUAGUAGGUCACUCCUCAUCAGCAUUGAAUGCGUGUUCUGAAGUUCCACAGUGGAUAGUGUCAAGCUCACCAUCACAUUCUGAUUUGGGAGAAACACAGUGGACCUCAUGGGAACCUGGCAAGAUUAUUACAUCAGUGCAAUUGAAUUCCUCAGUUUCUCCAGCUUCAGGAAAAAAGGGAAAUGUUCAAGACAUUCAGGAACCUCUGAUCCACAGGAAUCUACCAAGUGAUUCAGAGCUUUCAGAAAACAUUUUCACAUGGGAACAAGACAGCUAUCCAGAGGAAUGCAACUCCACGGUUAAAACACAAAUUCCACCUGUCACUGUUGCUGCCACUGCCAAGAUUCCCAACACAGAUUUUUUCCUAACCGACAGUGAGGAGGUCCAGCAACCUAAUGGCUUUUCAGUAGUCAGUUUGAGCACCAAGCCAGCAGUGUUUUCCAUGAGUGCUUCUGGCCCUGAGGACAGGAAUUAUGAAACUUCUGUGUUUGAGGAGUGUAUGGAAGACAGACAAAGAAAAUCUGUGCACCCAGUGUUCUCAAAUGUGACUUCACAAUGUAGACAAAGCAAGUGGCUAAAAUAUCUAAACAGCGCUCAUUGUGACCUGAUAACUCAAAACAGCAACGAUACGGAAGCGGCCAAUGACAUCUAUGCUGAGAAUGUCCUUGGAAUGCUGCUGGGUGACACAGGAGAGAGCCAGAGCAGCACUGCGAACAGCAACGCUCCUGGCCCUGUACCUCUGCUGACAGCAAAGAGCAUGCUCGGUGAAUGCUGUGCAGAUAGCAGCAACCAAGAUUUGAUUUCAGACAGGAAGUUACUUUCUUGUCACUUAAAUCAGACUCCUCUAACUGAACCAGCACAAAAGGUGUUGAGUCAUCUGACCUGCCGCACUGUGACAGGAGAUGUCCAGGAUAUAACAGUUUCUGAGCUGUCUUUUCCUAAUGCAGACAAAGUAAAACAUGCUAAUCUUCCUAAAAGAAAGAUUGCCAUACCAACUGAGUUUCAGUCUCAUGUUCACUACAAACAGGUUUUUAAAGCUGCUUUGACAGAACAUUUAAACAUAAUGCUUUUUGAGCUGUCGCAAAGAUUACACAACGCCCUUUCAAAAGUGGAUACAUCAUUUUACUCUUCAUUGAAAGAUGAGCAAAGCGAGAGCAAAGAAAGCUGCGUUCCACUCUGUGAUCACAUGCGUCCUGCUAAGGUUCUUGUGGUUAAAAAAGAAGGUCAAAACAAGGGCCGUCUGUUCUAUGCCUGUGAUGCCCCAAGAGCCGAGCGCUGUUCAUUUUUCAAGUGGAUAGAAGAAGCGAAUGCUGCACAAAUAAAAAAAUUCAGACCAAGUGUAGUGCUUCAUGAUGUAAAAAGUAUUGGAGCAUACCUCCGAAAUCAAAAGAUUUUUGUCUUUGAUGGAUGCCAGCUUUUUGUGAGGAAAGGCUAUGAAAUUCGAACACGAUGGUGUAGUAAGCUCAAGAAACUUAGGAACGUGCAUGCUGAAUCUGAUGGGGACUCCAAAAAUAAACUGUACCUCAAGCUAAGCAGUAAGGAGCAUUAUUCUCUCUAUAGCAAAGAUGAUAUUUGGGUUGUUUCGAAGACUCUGAAUUUUGAUCCCCUUGAUACUUUCAUUGCAAGCAGUGCUUUCUUUGGACCAACCCAUAACAAUGAAGUUGAACUCCUACCACUGAAAGGCUAUCACCCCUCAAACUGGCACUCACACACAUCAGUUCAUGCCUUGCUAGUUUGUAAUGCCAGUGGUGAGCUUAUAUCCUUAAGAAAUAUGGAAGAAUACUUCAACCCGUCUACAUUACCACUAAUACCAUAUCUACUAAAAAUGAAUCUUGAUUCUGAAAAGCCUACUAGGAGAAUCAACAGAAGAAAAUUUAUUCCACCUGCCAUGAGCCUGGUACGCAGAAAGAUGUAUGGAUCUGUCAGCACUGAAGUGGCAGUGGAGCUAGCUGAAAAGAUGAUCCUAACGUUCUCAUUGAAUCCAGAUCAAGCUACAUCUCUGAUUCACAUAGCUCAGAUGAUGUCCUCACAUGAAAAUAUGAAACCAGUGGAAGAACAUCAGAUUUUCCCUAUCACAAUCAUACAUGGUGUUUUUGGAGCUGGAAAGAGCUAUUUGCUGUCUGUUGUGAUCUUGUUCCUGGUCCAGCUCUUUGAAAGCAGUGAAGCUAAGGAGGGUCCAGAGCUAGCUCCAUGGAAACUUCUGAUUGCUUCUUCCACUAAUGUUGCUGUUGACAGGAUACUGCUGUGUCUACUUGAUCUUGGAUUUGAGGAUUUUAUCAGAGUGGGAAGUAUUAGGAAAAUCACCAAAGCAAUUCUUCCCUAUAGUUUACAUGCUGGCUCGGGAAAUGAAAAUGAACAGUUAAAAGAACUUCUUGCUCUCAUGAAAGAAGAUUUAGCUCCAGCUGAAAAAAUGUAUGUAAGGAAGAGUAUUGAGCGACAUAAACUGGGAACCAAUAAAUCUGCAUUGCAACAGGUAAAAGUGGUUGGAGUGACCUGUGCUGCCUGCCCAUUCCCUUGCUUGGAUACUCUUAAGUUUCCUGUAGUGGUGCUGGAUGAGUGCAGUCAGAUGACUGAACCUACUUCUCUCCUUCCUAUUGCAAGGUUUCAGUGUGAAAAGCUAGUCCUUGUUGGAGAUCCUAAGCAACUGCCACCAACUAUUCAAGGGUCUGAGAGCACUCAUGAUAAAGGACUAGAACAGACUCUCUUUGAUCGGCUUUGCUUAAUGGGACAUAAAACAAUACUGCUACGGACACAAUAUCGAUGCCACCCCACUAUUAGUGCCAUAGCCAACGAGCUGUUCUAUGAAGGAAACCUGAUAGAUGGUGUUUCUGAGAAGGAAAGAAGUCCUUUACUGGAUUGGCUUCCAACACUAUGUUUUUAUAGUGUUAGCGGGCUGGAGCAAAUUGAGAGAGACAACAGCUUUUAUAACAUGGCAGAAGUUCAUUUUACAGUCAAGCUUAUCCAAUCUCUGAUUGCAAGUGGAAUACAUGGAUCUGCAGUGGGUGUGAUUACUUUUUACAAAUCACAGAUGUACAAGAUACAGAACUUGCUUAGGAGCAUACAUUCCGAGGCUUUUCCAGUGAAGGCUGUCCAGGUGUCCACUGUAGAUGCAUUCCAAGGAGCCGAGAAGGAGAUCAUUGUUCUGUCAUGUGUAAGAACAAGACAAACUGGAUUCACAGACUCAGAAAAGAGAAUGAAUGUUGCAUUAACAAGGGCAAAGAGGCAUCUGCUGAUUGUUGGGAAUUUGGCCUGCUUAAGUAAGAACAGACUUUAUGAAAGAGUAAUUAAUCACUGCAAAGGACGAGAAAACGGACUGCAACAUGUAAGCCAGUGUGAGCAGCAGCUAAACGACAUUCUGAAGUACUACCUGGAGGAAAAGAAGGAAGAAGAACAGAGUAAGAAAAAGGAAAAAUAAAAUGUGUGCUUUUUAUUUUGACAGUAUAUGAAUGGUGUGUCUAUAAAAAUGACCAGUACUACUGUGAAUGUAAUAUUUAAUGUUUAACGUGGGGAAAUUUUAUUUGCAUCUGUUCUGAUUUUUCUGUUUUGGCAGCCCCUUGUUUGAAUGACUAAAACUAAAGAAUAUAGGAACUGCAAUAUCUGAGAUCCCUUUAAUUCUAUUAUUAAUAUUAGUAUGAAUUAUUUAAUAACUAAGCCUGUGAAGUACCUAAUUGCAUUAUUAGUGUUUCGUUGUUCUUCAGUUUGAUACGCAUGCAGCAGCCUAUUGUAAAAACAAGUGCGUAUUUACAAAUCAUUCAAAGCGAAGAACAUGGCUCUAACAUAAAAAGGCCUAACGCAACGUCGUUUUUCCAAAGAAAACUACACGCCCUCAGUUUAUUCAAUCCCCUCAAGUCAACAGCCCCACCCGGCUCGGCGCAGCCCCGCCAGGCCGCCAGGUGGCGCCGCCCGCCACCGGGAGCGGCCCGCGUUGCGCCGUGCAGCGCUGCUGACACCUCGGCUCUCGCUCCCUAAAAUCUCAAUCAACAAUCCAUUAGGACGCAACGGGAGUAAAACUAAAUCCUCGUUUAAGUGUAUUUAUCCGAUCUCUUUUCUCUCUUUCAAAUGCUAAAUCCAUUUCAGCAUAUGCCCCCUCUUUCUCUCGCCUUUCUCUAAAGCCCGGCAGCCCACACUGCUCUUGUAAAUAUGAAAGAUGCUAAUCAUAUGACAUAUCACGUCUCAGUCGGGGCCUGGAAUAAAGCCUUGAGAUUUGGGA